CCUGUAUUGAAAAUAACAUGAAUAAGAAGUACUGCAAACCUUUGAACAAAAUAUUGUAGAAAUAAACGGCUCUAUAUUCUACAUUCACCUUAUAAGCGAACAAUACAAGCAGAUUUUAUACAGUAAGUGAACACACCAAAUAUGGAGUAAAUACAGAUGUUGAGACCAAACCUAACCUAUAUCCAAUGACAAUAAACUACCACAAAAUGGAGAUAUAAAAAUGUAGAUAACACAGAUGUAUUUUUAUCAAUAUUACUUCAUAUUAGAAACAGAUAUGAAGACUUUGGACUCAAAAACACGACAUCACAAAUGCCUUUGAUUCUAUAGCUGUAAACAGGUAAAAUGAAGACACUACGACGACUACAAAAUACACUGCCAAAUAUGGACACCUUACUAUAUAUGACACUUGGGCUGUUUAUAAUGGCCCCCAUUGUGACAUCAUGCCCCUGCACAUGUUCCUACGAAUCAGGAAAGGGCACAACAGUGAACUGUGAGCGCAUGAGUUUGACAGAAGUUCCCGAUUUCAGUACAAUACAAGGAGAGCAACUUUACGAAAUUACUCUUGCUUAUAACAAUAUUGUCAACAUACGAGACGGUGCUUUUAAUAAUGUCCAUGUUAAAAGAAUUAACUUUGGCAAUAACCCAGUGAAGAAUAUAUCAAAUGGUGCAUUUAUAGGAGUGACUGAUUCACUAGAAGCUUUGGUGCUACAUUCACAUAACAUUCCAGAGUUCCCUUCACAACAAUUGAGAAAUCUCCAAAAAUUAACACAUUUAGAAAUCAGAGGAUUUAAUAUCCAAACAUUGAAAGAUAGGACAUUUAAUGGAUUCUCUGGCCCAUUGCAAUAUCUCGCUAUCGACAGCUGUAAUACAGACACUAUUGCAACAGACGCAUUUAUGGGAUUACAAUCCACUUUAUCGGAGCUCCAUAUUAUUAAUAAUUUAAUCCAAGAUAUCCCAGGGCCUCCGAUGCGACAAAUGGCUAACUUACAUACCCUCGAUUUGGGCCAUAAUAGAAUAACUGAACUUUACCGUGGAGACCUAACCAACCUUCAGGCUCUUAAAAGCCUUAACCUCGCCCAUAAUUCUAUAAACAGAAUUGAAAGUGAAUCAUUUGAGGGUGUAGAAGAUACCCUAGCAAACUUAGAUAUAAACAACAAUCAGUUAGAUUCCCCAGGGGAAUUGGUAGCAAUAAGACCUUUAACAAACCUAGAAACAAUCAAUAUUGGAUACAACCAACUACAUGUGAUUCCUGAUAAUAAUAUCUUUGAAACUUUAUCAAAACUUAAGAGCCUUAUUCUGGACGGGAACCUCAUUAGUACGCUAUCAAAAGUCUCUUUUGUUGGAAUUGAAAAUGAACUUUUGAGUAUGUCUCUUCAGCACAAUAGAAUUAACCAUAUUGCAACAGACACAUUCAUUGACUUUAAGAAACUUAAGGAGUUGUUACUUGGGGCUCAAUCACUAAAAGAUGUCAUAAACGAAAACACAUUUAAUGGAUUAGAAAAUUCACUCGAAAGGUUAUCAAUGGAUGAAGCACUUUUGGACACAACUCAUUUAAGAUCGAUACAACAAUUGAGUCAACUAAAAUCAUUGAAACUUGGUAAAAACAACAUUGCAUAUCUUCCGGACAGGACGUUCGAGAAUUUAAACCAACUGGAACGCUUAGAACUCUGUGAUAAUCAAAUCUCUGAACUUAAUCAAGAAACAUUUUUUGGCUUAUCACAAUCAUUAAUCCACGUACUUUUAUGUAAUAACCAAAUUGCGACUGUUACUAAAUGCGUCUUUCACCAAUUUGAGAAACUGGCAGAGAUAAAUAUGAAUGGCAACCCGUUACUUUGUGACUGUCGUCUGAAAUGGUUACAUGCUUUUAUAAAAGAAAACUAUGGCCCACUAGUCGGUGUUCUUCCUUGGACAUGCGCUGCUCCAGAAAAUCUACGAGGGCAGUAUUUUGCUCAAUUAGACCCCACCCAGCUUCAAUGUGGAUCUGAUGUUAUACUCCCCAUCUGUAAAAAUUACACAGUUAUCCCAACGAGUACACCUUCCCUUCCAACGAAAUACCCAGGAGAAAUACGAGUUAGGAUUUCCUUUGAUGAAAUCACUGAAAGAUCUUUUGUGGUACGUUGGUCCCCAUCAAUAACGACAGGUAUCACGGGUUGGAGAGUACGGAUAUCUGUAAUGAAUAAUGAUGCAUUCAUUGAUAGUGACCCCCUUCAUCUUGAUACAAGGGAGUACAAAGUUGAGAGCUUGUCUGCAGGGACUCAGUACCUAACAUGCAUCAUCAUUCUAAAGGAGGGCGACUAUAUUGAUGCUAAUGAAUCUAACUGUGCCAAUGUUACAACAGCACCUGCAUCAGGAGCGAGUAAAAUUGACGGUAAUAGGGCAACAAUUAUUGCAGCCUCGGUAUCAGGUGGCGUUAUAUUCCUUGUCCUUAUUGGUGUUCUCAUUGGGUGUUUCAUAUAUAAGCGUAAGCAACCAAAACUCACAAAUAUGAAUGAUUAUGAAUACCCAACAUUCCCAGAGAGGGAUCAGAUGCCACAACAAGGAUACAACUCCAAACGAUUCACGAAAAAGAAAGGUAAACUUAAAGAUCAGCAGGAUAAUUUACAGGAAGGAGCAUGUAGUAUAGAUGGCCUCGAUAACCCUGGAAUGCGUCCAGAUAGUGCGGGUAGCAUGGGAAACAUUAGUAUGAUCAGUGGGCGAUAUUACAAAAAACCUCUACCUAUGGUGCCGCCAUCUUUACCACCAAAAGAGAAACAUAAACUGCCAAAACAGGAUGUAGCAGGAUAUCUUAAUGCUGCUAUGCUUGAGGAUGAGGCAUCACAAAAAACACCACCUUUAGCUCAAGAGGAAAAUGUGUAUUUUGAAAUAGAUGAUGUUGCAGCCGGGACGAUAGUAAAUGGCAAAGCUGUACAAGACUCUAAUAAAGAUAAUGAAGUGAAUGAGGUUCUUUCUAAAACAGUUCCAAUUGAUAAUGUAGUUGGUACAAUGGUAUAAUAUUGGGCAAGGAACCUCUUAAAAAGGUACUGGUCAAGUUUUGAAAUUCAGAAUGUCACAAAUUAAAUAGUAGAGCCACAUAUAAGUGAAUAGAGUUGAUGAUUCUAAAUUAUAUGGAAAUGCAAUAAAACAGAGUUUGUUUAGACAAUUCAUUUCAUAAAAAUGAAAGAUGGAAUUAUGCGGUAAUAACUUCAGUCGUUAAUCUGAAUUUUUGACCUACCAGAUGUUUAAAAAUCAAGGAUUGAGAGUCUCAUACUGCAC
Owenia fusiformis is the source of this 3252-nucleotide messenger RNA. NCBI's taxonomy places the organism in Eukaryota, Metazoa, Annelida, Polychaeta, Sabellida, Oweniidae. The record is from the annotation of a GenBank genome assembly.